UCUAAUAGUUGAGUGAGUGGAGGUGUGUGGAGGCCGGCGGCAGCACAGCUGGUGUCGUCACCUUCAUCACACAAUAUUAACAUCACUCUCUUAAAAUGUUAGAUUUUACCUCACUCCACCUCCUUCUUUCGCUUCUUACGGUGGUUGUGCAGUUUACCAGAAUACAGGGAGGGGCUCUGCAGUUAGACAGUAGCAAUUUUGACAGCAUCAUAGGUAAUAAUGAGCUGGUCUUCAUAAACUUUUAUGCAGACUGGUGUCGUUUUAGUAACAUUUUAGCGCCCACGUGGGAUGAGACUGCUGAUAAAGUUCAAGAAAUUUUCCCAGACAAAGGGCGGGUGGUUAUUGGAAAAGUUGAUUGUGAUACAGAGUGUGAGUAUUCCAUGUAUUUUAUGCUUUGUGCUUAUUAUUGUCUUGGCUGACCCAAGUAUCUCCAG
This is a messenger RNA of Cherax quadricarinatus, 434 nucleotides long. RefSeq names its product endoplasmic reticulum resident protein 44-like. Lineage: Eukaryota; Metazoa; Arthropoda; Malacostraca; Decapoda; Parastacidae. Gene Ontology annotation, molecular function: protein disulfide isomerase activity. The record is from RefSeq and is a predicted model, not a curated record. Gene Ontology annotation, biological process: protein folding. Gene Ontology annotation, cellular component: endoplasmic reticulum-Golgi intermediate compartment; endoplasmic reticulum membrane.